This is a messenger RNA of Sardina pilchardus (European sardine), 1957 nucleotides long. RefSeq names its product E3 ubiquitin-protein ligase TRIM39-like. Lineage: Eukaryota; Metazoa; Chordata; Actinopteri; Clupeiformes; Clupeidae. Gene Ontology annotation, cellular component: cytoplasm. Gene Ontology annotation, molecular function: zinc ion binding; protein binding; ubiquitin protein ligase activity. The transcript is spliced from 7 exons. The coding region runs from base 605 to 1957 and encodes 450 amino acids. Gene Ontology annotation, biological process: protein ubiquitination. The record is from RefSeq and is a predicted model, not a curated record.
GGAGGAGGUUGUUUUUCAAGAAUGAGGAUAGGCCAGGUAUAAAUAGCAGCUUAAAUAUUAUACACAAACAUCCAUCUAGAAAUUGUGAUAUUUGUGGAGUGAGAGAGGAUGUAGACCAUGUUGUUUUAAAAUGCUAAUUCCACACACAAAGAGAAAAGCUGAAGAGAGACGUGAAUCUGGCAAAGACAGUCUUUACCCAGGACACUAUUUGGUGGGCCCAGGUCAGAAAAUAUCACCAGUGUUUUAAUCAUAUUUAUCCAAGACAGACAAUAAGAUGAUUUUAAUGUUGUUUUGUGUUGUUUUCCUUUUUUAUGUAUUCUGUUUCUCUGAAAUAACAUCAAUUUGAUUUCACCCCAAUCCAAUAGAUGGAGGUAAUGCACUUAGAUUGUAAACUGCAGUAAAACCUUACAGAAAAAGAAGAAGAAGAUUUCAGACUGGCCAAUCAGGUUCCCUUUAAAAAAACAAACAGCCCAACCCACUUCCCUGGAUAAGGAAGCUACCUGUGAGACGGAGUUAGCCUGCAGAUUGGGUGGUAUAGUGAUUUUUGUUUGAUCAGAGUGAAAGUAAAAACUAACUGGACGAGUUAAGAUUUCCACCGAAGAAAAUGGCUUCUAAACUUGAAGAGGAGCUUUGCUGUCCCGUGUGCUGUGACAUCUACAAGGAUCCCGUCAUUUUGACCUGCGCUCACAGCAUCUGUAAAGCCUGUCUGCAGCAGUUCUGGGAGAACAAAGGACACAGAGAAUGUCCCUACUGCAGGAGGAAGUGCUCUAAAGGCAACUAUCAACCUAACAUGGCGUUAAGGAACCUGUGUGAGGUUUUCUUACAGGAGAGAAGUCAGAGAGCUUCAGCAGGGUCUGAGGUGCUCUGCAGUCUACACAGUGAGAAACUCAAGCUCUUCUGUCUGGAGGAUAAACAGCCUGUGUGUGUGGUGUGUCAAGCUUCAAAGAAACACACCAAUCACAAGUUCCAACCUGUAGAUGAAGCAGUGUUGGACUUGAAGGAGCUGCUGAGGAUUAAACUAGAGUCCUUACAGAAGAAGCUGAAGGUCUUUGAAGAAGCAAAACUCUCCUGUGAUGAAACCGAACAUGUGAAGACUCAAGCCCAGCACACAGAGAAGCAGAUCAAGGAGGAGUUUGAGAGGCUUCACCAGUUUCUACGAGAUGAAGAGGCAGCCAGGAUAGCUGCACUGAGGGAGGAAGAGGAGCAGAAGAGUCAGAUGAUGAAGAAGAAGAUUGAGAAGAUGAGCAGAGAGAUCUCAUCUCUUUCAGACUCAAUCAGAGCCAUAGAAGAGCAGAUGGGAGCUGAUGAUGUCACAUUCCUGCAGAACUACAGGAGCACAGUGGAAAGAGCCCAGUGCACACUGCAGGAUCCAGAGAGGGUUUCAGGAGCUCUGAUCAAUGUGGAGAAACACCUGGACAACCUGAAGGUCAAGGUCUGGAAGAAAAUGAUUGCUCCUGUGACUCUGGAUCCCAACACUGCACACCCAAAACUCGUCCUGUCUGAGGAUCUGACCAGCGUGAGAUAUGUUGAAGAUAACCCACAGAGGUUUGAUAAGUAUUCCAGUGUGCUGGGCUCCGAGGGCUUUAACUCAGGGACUCACUGCUGGGAUGUGGAGGUUGGAGAGAGCACACGGUGGGUUGUGGGUGUGAUAACAGAGUCUCUGCAGAGGAGGGGAGACUACGCCUCAAUGCGUGGACGGUGGAUUGUGAGGUAUAAAGAUGGUAAAUAUUGGGCACAUGUUCCACCUCAUGCCCCCACCCGCCUCAGAGUGCAGCAGAAACCCCAGAGGAUCAGAGUGCAGCUGGACUGGGACAGAGGAAAGCUGUCAUUCUCUGACCCUGAUAAUAACACACACAUACACACUCUCACACACACUUUAACUGAGAGAGUGUUUCCAUACUUUAACACCUCCUGUAGUCUCUCUCCUCUGAGGAUCCUACCAGUGAGUCCUCAGUAA